AUGCUUCGGGAGGUGACUCUGUCGAGCGGCACUCGAGCAACGUUUGCCGACAUUGCGCGUACACUGCCAGCGAGCCCGCCGACCAGUCUAUCCAGCGUAGCUGUCCCAAGAAAGCAGCAGACAGCCAGCGAUCCUCUCCACUGUACCAUCGACACAUCUCGCGUCAGCGAGUCGAAGAAGAACAACGCGCAAAUCGGAUCAAUUCGCCAGGCCAUCGAGACUGAGAUGAGAGCGAUGAACGGACAAGAGACCUGGAGGUGCGCAGCAGUCGUGAGAGAGUCCCGGAAUGCCGACCGAGUCAAGAUCGUCUGCAGAGACGAAGCCGAGCUUCAGAUGGUCAAAGAGGCUGCGCAGAAGACAGCCGUGGAAGGUUCGCGAGUUAUGCGAGACCAGCUGUAUCCGGUCCGAGUCGACAACGCCAACCGCACAGCAAUCCUUGACGCGGAAGGCAACGUUCUGCCUGGAGCGAUCGAGGCCUUGAGUGCCGAAAACAGAGUGACCAUUGGCAAGAUUUCCUGGUUGAGCAAACGAGAGUCUGGCAAAGCGUACGGAUCCAUGGUGGUGUAUGUCACCAAGAAACGCGACGCAGAAAGGCUUCUGGAAGGGUACUAA
Molecule: messenger RNA, 612 nt
Organism: Hirsutella rhossiliensis
Lineage: Eukaryota; Fungi; Ascomycota; Sordariomycetes; Hypocreales; Ophiocordycipitaceae
Product: reverse transcriptase
Exons: 1
Coding region: 1-612 (203 amino acids)
Source: RefSeq, a predicted model, not a curated record